AUGCUUGGAACAGGUAGUGGCUUGAAGAACAUUGUCCGCUUCACAGUUCAAGUUCUUCGAGGCAGAUGGUUCAUGCUUUUUGCCGCUAUCCUCCUCAUGGGUAGUACUGGUGGGAUUUAUAUUUUCGGAAUUUACUCCAAAGAAAUAAAGAAAACGAUGGGGUACGACCAGACAACCCUAAACUUGCUUGGUUUCUUCAAAGACCUUGGAAGUAGUAUUGGAAUUUUCUCUGGUCUUAUUGCUGAAGUGACUCCAAAUUGGUUUGUUCUACUUGUUGGUACAUCCUUGAACUUUGUUGGAUACUUCAUGGUGUGGAUAAGUAUAAGUGGUCAUAUCUCCAAACCCAACGUUUGGCAGAUGUGCCUGUAUAUUUGCAUUGGUGCCAAUUCUCAGAAUUUUACCCUCACAAGUGUUAUGGUCACCUCAGUAAAGAACUUUCCAGAAAAUCGAGGAACCUUAUUGGGACUGCUAAAGGGAUUCACUGGCUUAAGUGGAGCCGUCAUGAUGCAGCUUUACCUUGCCAUCUAUGGUAACGACUCCAAAUCUCUAAUCCUCUUCAUUGCAUGGUUCCCUGCAGUUAUAUCUCUCUUCUUUGUUUAUGCAAUCCGUUUGAUUGAAGUCGUUCGACAGUCAAGCGUCGAAAGAACAGUAAUUUACAAGUAUCUAUUAAUAUCCGGUGUGCUAGCUUUAUUCAUAAUGGGUAUAACUAUAACUCAGAAUCAAAAAAACUUCUCCCAUGCCGGAUACAUUGUAACUUCAACUGUUGUGUGCAUCCUGCUCUUUAUUCCUCUGGCUAUAUCAAUUAAAGAAGAACUUGUAGUCUGGAAUACAAUAAAGCAAAAUGUUAAACCCCCGAAGGUUAUAACAGUUGAAACUCCAUCUCUUGUCGACUCGAUUCCUCUUCCAUUGACUACGAGACAAUUAGGAAAAGAAGAGAACCAAAAACCAACAGUUUCUUGUUUUUCAGAUGUUUUCAAUCUCCCAGAAAGGGGAGAAGACUAUACCAUCUUGCAGGCAAUACUAAGCAUUGACAUGUUAUUGCUUAUUAUUGUGUCAUUCUGUGGGCUCGGCACUAGUCUCACAGCGAUAGAUAAUUUGGGUCAAAUUGGUGAAUCUCUUGGCUACCCAACACUAACCAUACGUACUUUUGUAUCACUUAUAAGUAUUUGGAACUAUUUUGGAAGAGUUUGUGUCGGUUUUGUCUCUGAAAUUCUCCUCACAAAGUGGAAGUUUCCCAGAACUCUGGUGAUGGCUAUCAUCCUUCUUGCUUCUUGUAUCGGUCACAUUCUUAUCGCCUUUCCGCUUCCUGGUUCUAUCUAUUGUGCAUCGAUAAUGAUUGGUUUUUGCUAUGGUGCACAUAUAACAUUAAUCUACACGGUUAUAUCUGAACUUUUUGGACUCAAACAUUAUUCGACGUUGUAUAACUGCGGCGUGCUAGCGAUGCCUCUCGGAUCUUACGUAUUUAACGUACGAGUUGCAGGUUUUCUGUACGACAGAGAGGCUUUGAAGCAAUUGAAGGUUAUAGGACUUGGUAGAGAUUCAGUGAAGGAAUUAACAUGCAUUGGAAAACAUUGUUACAGGCUAUGUUUUAUUAUAUUAGCAGGAACAACAUUCAUUGGAGCUUUAAGUUCCUUCAUUUUGUUUAUUAGGACAAAAAAAUUCUACCAGGGAGAUAUUUAUAUGAAAUUCCGACUUGAGAAAACCAUGGCUAGCACAGAAGCCGAAAAUACCGAAAUGGUUUCACCGAUAGCCUCUAAUACCAAAUGCAAGGUAUCAAAUUCGUGA
Papaver somniferum (opium poppy) is the source of this 1785-nucleotide messenger RNA. RefSeq names its product protein NUCLEAR FUSION DEFECTIVE 4-like. The record is from RefSeq and is a predicted model, not a curated record. Bases 1 to 1785 code for a protein of 594 amino acids. NCBI's taxonomy places the organism in Eukaryota, Viridiplantae, Streptophyta, Magnoliopsida, Ranunculales, Papaveraceae. The transcript has a single exon. Gene Ontology annotation, cellular component: membrane.